Symbiodinium pilosum is the source of this 162-nucleotide messenger RNA. Lineage: Eukaryota; Dinophyceae; Suessiales; Symbiodiniaceae. The record is from the annotation of a GenBank genome assembly.
GUUGUAGAUGCUUUGGCAGAAGAGGUCGCGAACUACACGAAGGGGCUGAAUCAGCGGGAGUUCCUCAUCUUCAUGCGAAAAUAUCGAGACCAGGAGGUACAGAAGAUCAUGCAGAUGAGCGUGGCGAUGAGUGGAAGCUUUGCUGGCAGGCAUGAGCUGUAG